GUGUAAGAGUGCUACUAACGAAGAAGAAGUUGUGUGGCUAGUUUGGUCCUCAGUUUUUUUUUAACUGAACCGACAUUUCUUCCCCAGACUCUUAAAUUCCAGUGGAAGCGCGAUGACCCGGCACGGGAAGAACUGCACGGCCGGAGCUGUGUACACAUACCACGAGAAGAAGAAAGACACAGCGGCGUCUGGAUACGGGACACAGAGCAUCCGACUGGGCAAAGAUGCGAUCAAAGACUUUGACUGCUGCUGUCUGUCCCUGCAGCCCUGUCAGGACCCUGUGGUGACUCCAGAUGGAUUCUUGUAUGAAAAACAGGCCAUUCUUGAAUACAUUCUGCACCAGAAGACAGAGAUAGCCAAAAAAAUGAAGGCGUAUGAAAAGCAGAGGCAGGCGCAGAAAAGCACCAGCCAACUGGAGUCCAAGUCAGAGGAGAGAGAGCGGGUGGAGAGGUUUAAAAGCAGAGAGAACAGCAUCGUGUCCAAACCCAUUAACCCAUUCACAUCUGGACAGAGCAAAGGAGGAGAGAAGAGCAGGACAGAUGGCAGCUCAGCAGAAUCUUCCAGUUCAGCUUCAGCUUCCUCCUCCAGCCAGACCCUGCCCAGUUUCUGGAUUCCCUCCCUGACACCAGAGUCCAAGCCCACCCUGCUCAAGAAACCAAGUAAGGUUGUGUUAUGUCCCAUGUCAGGACGACCCAUUAAGAUGAACGAGCUUAUCACAGUGCGCUUCACCCCGCUGGACCCGAGUCUGGAUCGAGUGGCCCUGCUCACACGCCAGGACAGAUAUGUAUGUGCAGUAACCAGAGACGUCCUCGGCAACAGUGUCCCCUGUGCUGUCCUGCGCCCCUCGGGGACUGUGGUGACUGAGGAGUGUGUGGAAAAGCUGAUCAAGAAGGACAUGACUGACCCUGUGACCGGAGAAAAACUGACCGAAAGAGACAUCAUUCCACUGCAGAGGGGUGGAACUGGCUUCGCUGCCUCCGGGGUCGACCUCAGUGCCAAAGAGGCUCGUCCAGUGAUGCAGGUGUGACACAGGAUCGAAGACUGCACAGCUUUGUCACAAUGAUUCUAUGUACAUCCCUGUUGUAGCUCACUGAGUGUAAACCAUGAAAUAUCCUUCUUCUAGUGUGUCGACAUCUUUUACUGUGUUUUUUAAACCUUUGUUGUGUGCAGGAAUAUUUUUGUUGUACCUUUUGUUGUAUUUUUUCCAUCAUAGCUGGUGAAAUUCAGUCAAUGUGAAAAGCAGCUUCCCCCUCUUUGUAAAGAUCGAUUUUGCCUAUGUACUAUUACUAUGUCUAUAUAUAAAAUUGGAUUAUAUCGUUUGGCACAAGACUUAACCUGUCCCCUCUGUCAGGUCACAAACUAACAGAUUUUGCAGAAACACUGUCUGGUUAUUUUAGACUCUACAUAAGAGUAGAAUCAAAUACAUUAAUCUAUUGCCAUGUGUUGCAAAAUGGCUGAAAAGUAAAAUAAAAUUCCAAUUCAGAGCCAGAGGAUUAGCUUCACAGGAUUUGCAGCUGCUGAUUAAAAAGUCUCCAAAUGUUCCAUCCUAAUGUCGAGAUAAAUGUCACACAUUUCACUGAAUUAAUUUUUUGUUUUAGAAGCUUAGCUGUUGUAUCAUGUGAUGGUCAGGGACCUGCCAGCAAUGACUUUAUGUUUCAGUCAGAUUCUGCUUCCUAUUAAACUGCACAUUACUAGUUUGA
Molecule: messenger RNA, 1700 nt
Organism: Plectropomus leopardus (leopard coralgrouper)
Lineage: Eukaryota; Metazoa; Chordata; Actinopteri; Perciformes; Serranidae
Gene: nosip
Product: nitric oxide synthase interacting protein
Cellular component (GO): nucleus
Molecular function (GO): ubiquitin protein ligase activity
Source: RefSeq, a predicted model, not a curated record